This is a messenger RNA of Spizellomyces punctatus DAOM BR117, 2107 nucleotides long. RefSeq names its product AGC/YANK protein kinase. The record is from RefSeq and is a predicted model, not a curated record. NCBI's taxonomy places the organism in Eukaryota, Fungi, Chytridiomycota, Chytridiomycetes, Spizellomycetales, Spizellomycetaceae. Bases 361 to 1977 code for a protein of 538 amino acids. Gene Ontology annotation, biological process: protein phosphorylation; regulation of signal transduction; G protein-coupled receptor signaling pathway. The transcript is spliced from 4 exons. Gene Ontology annotation, molecular function: G protein-coupled receptor kinase activity; ATP binding; G protein-coupled receptor binding.
GCGUUGUACAGAUAGCGGCCAACGUUGAACGAAGCGCAUCGCUCGGAGGAUUUGCACGACGACGAGCGGAUUGUCCAUUUUACUGCAUCCAUUUAGUUUCUUGGUCGACGUUGCCCCUUCCUUUGUGGAUCCCAGUUCUGGUCGACUGGUGCCACUGGUGCUUCUACAAUAGACUAAAAGAAUAGAGCACAAUGGGCAACUCGUUCGGCAAAGAAGAUAUAGACUUUAAUUGAGUUACGGCAUUUCGAGCUACUGCGAUGUGUGGGGAAAGGAGCUUUCGGCAAGGUCCGAAUCGUUGAAAAGCGGGACACAAAAAAGCUAUAUGCUUUGAAAUACAUCAACAAACAUCAGUGCAUUAAGAUGCGGGCAACCCCUAAUAUCUUUCGAGAGCGAGCUAUCCUUGAAGAGAUCGAACACCCUUUCGUAGUCAAUUUGCGGUUUGCGUUUCAGGAUGACGAGAACAUGUUUAUGGUGAUGGAUUUAAUGAUGGGAGGUGACCUGCGGUUUCAUGUAGAUCGGAUGGGAGGAUUUAGCGAGGAUGCAAUGAAGUUUAUCACGAUGGAACUCGUUUGCGCAUUGGAUUAUCUGCAUCGAAAAUUGAUUGUGCAUAGAGAUCUGAAACCGGACAAUGUCCUACUGGAUGAACGAGGUCAUGUACAUAUCACGGACUUUAACAUUGCAGUACACUACAACACCAAGACCCUAACUUCUCAAUCGGGAACAUUGGCGUAUAUGGCUCCAGAAGUGUUUGCUGGAAAAGGUUAUAGCUGGCCGGUAGACUAUUGGAGCUUGGGUGUCAUGCUGUACGAAUGCCUGUUUGGAAAGCGACCUUUCCGAGGACACACCGAUGACCAGCUGAAGGAAAAUAUUUGCCAAGGACCGAUCAAGAUUCCGCAAGUCAAUCUCAUCACCAACAAGCCGAUGACCAUUUCUAAAGAAUGUGAGGAGUUCCUGCUCAGAUUACUGGAACGUGAUGUUUCUAAGCGAAUAGGAUGCGGGCGAAUGGGGGUGGAAGAGAUACAGGCGCAUCCAUGGUUUAGAGGGAUUGAUUGGGAUGCCGUGGAGAGAAUGAAAUAUCCACCACCUUUUGUACCGGACCGGGAUAAGGCAAACUUUGACGCUACAUACGACCUAGAGGAGUUACUCUUGGAGGACAAUCCCCUAACGUAUCGGCCACGAAAGAAGAAACAACAACCAAAGCAAUCACCAGACAAAACACAUUCAGCACCACUCUCGCAAGCGCCAGCCACUAAAAGUCGUCCACAUUCCUAUAACGUACUUUCGCGAAUAGGGCGUGGAGGCACCAACAGCCCGAACCCUCCUGCAGAAAAGGAAAAGAAGAAGCUUUCCCAAAAGGAAAGACUACAAAUGGAGCUCGAUUAUAUUGAUCAAAACUUUAAGCUAUUUGAUUCAAGCGUAUUUGAUAGAUACACGGGAUUUGUAAAUCCUCACACUCUUCAAGUAUCGGACGACGUCCCAAGUUGGGUCAAAAACCUGGACGCCGAACUGAAGCAAGCGCAAGUUGGUAAUGAGAAUCUACCGCCACCCGUCCCGCCUGUGCCUUCGUCAUUGCUCGGAUCGACUGAGAGUUCACCAGUACUCUCGCGGAGCAGACGAGGUAGCGCAUCGCAAUACAAACCCCCACCACCCCCGCUGUCCGAGAGGUUUUCAAAUUCGUCUUCUCGGAGAACCAGCGCUCAAACCAAUAAUUUCCCACCCGCUGGGAGCGCCCCUUCCUCACAGUCUGCGCGAUAUAGACAGUCUCAGCAUCGUCCGGAUGAAAUGGCGGACUUGUCAGACUAUGGUCGACGAAGACAGCCCGACGCAUUCGACGUUGUGGAUGCAUAUGCGCCUCAACGAGCCGGCUUAGUUCCCGUCGCUUCAACCUCACCAUCAUCACCAAAAGCGGGUUCUCCCCCGCCACAGGGCACAUCGCUUUCGUCGAGAUCUGCCCGUUUUAGGAGAGGCAGUAGAUAGAGAGUGUAGCCUGAUUCGAACCAUUUUGAUGGCCAGCCCUUCUUUUAAAUUUCUUUAACUUAGCUAAAUAUCAACCCAUUUUUCAAUGAUCUCCAUCAUCGCUUGUGAAUUGGAACAUUUUACUUACUCG